Rhizophagus irregularis DAOM 181602=DAOM 197198 is the source of this 1494-nucleotide messenger RNA. NCBI's taxonomy places the organism in Eukaryota, Fungi, Glomeromycota, Glomeromycetes, Glomerales, Glomeraceae. The record is from RefSeq and is a predicted model, not a curated record.
ACAUAAAGCUGACAUGGAAGAAUUUAAACUCAGUAAUGAUGUAAUUGAGCAAAUAAAAGAUUUUUAUUAUCGGAACUUAACAGAUGAACAAGAAUUGUUAAUUGAUAAGCUAAUAUUAAAUGAAGAAUUAAAAGAAUGUUAUAAAGAGAAUGGUUUAUGCAAAGAUUGUAAACAACCUAAAACUAGAUAUGAUUGGUGUAGGUCAUGCAAUGCUAAACAUUUUCAACAAAAUUUCAAAAAUUGGACUAGUGGAAAUGAUGAAGUUGAUAAGCUUAUUCAAAAAACACAACUUAAAGCUAAAGAAUUUAAGGAAAUUUUAGAGUGGAUUGAAUAUGAUAGAUUUGAAAAUGUUGAAUAUUUGGCCAAAGGAGGAUUUGGAAUUAUUUAUAAAGCAAUUUGGAAAGAUGGAUAUAUAAGAAGAUGGGAUUCUGAAAAUAAUCAAUGGGAGAGAAGUAAAAAUUGGGUUGAGGAAUAUGAAAAAUUUCCGGUUGCUUUAAAAUGUUUACACAAUUCUCAGGAUAUUACAUCCGAAUUUUUAAGAGAAAUUGAAUCACAUACUACGAUUAUUUCAAAUAGUGUAACUAAAUGUUUUGGCAUUACUAAAGAUCCAGAAUCUAAUAAUUUCAUGAUGGUAAUAGAAUAUGCAAAAGAAGGUAGUUUAAGACAAUAUUUAAAUAAUAGCUUUAAUUCAAUAAAAUGGGAAAAUAAGUUUGAUUAUCUAAAAGAUAUUGCAAGUGGUCUCAAUUCUAUUCAUAAAAAAGGAUUAAUUCAUCAUGAUUUUCAUUGUGGCAAUAUGUUAAAAGCUGGUUAUUGGACCAUUAUUACUGAUUUAGGAUUAUGCCAACCAGCAAAUGUAAAAUCUUCUCAAAAUGAAUACGAAAAAAAAAUUUAUGGAGUAUUACCUUAUGUAGCGCCUGAAGUUUUAAGAGGAGGAGAAUAUACUCAAGCAAGUGAUAUUUAUGCAUUUGGAAUUAUUGCAUAUGAAGUCUGUACAGGGCUUCCUCCUUAUCAUGAUAUUGCUCAUGAUAAAAUCUUAGCUAUUAGCAUUUGUCGAGGGAAUAGGCCAAAAUCCAAUUAUAAAAUUCCUCAACUAAUUUUGGACAUAAUUAAGCAAUGUUGGGAUGCUGAUCCUUUAAAACGACCUAAAGCAAAUGAAUUACAUAAUUCAUUAUAUAAUUUAUAUGAUGAAUUACGUUAUUUACGUAAUAAUGGUGAUAGUGAAAUCAAAAAGCAAGUUAAAGAAGCAGAAAAAAUUAAUGAAAAGUUUACUUCUACUUCAUUACCAUAUAAUGGUACUACUCUUUUAUAUACUACAAAUCCUCAAGCAAUUUACACGAGUAGGCUUUUAAACUUUAAAAAUCUACCAGAACCAAAAAAUGCUACUGAUAACAAAGAUGAUGAUAAUUCAUUUGGAGAAUAUUCAGGUAAUUAAUAUAUCAACUUAUUUUUACAAAAAUAUAUACAAUUAUUUUUCAUUUUCUAGAAUCUAUAGAA